GGGGCGGGUGCGAGCCGAGCCCGGCCGAGCCGAGCCGAGCCGGGUCAGCGCUGCCCCGGCACCCGGCGCGAUGUGAGCGCUGCGCGCACCAUGGCGCGGCACAGAGAUCUGGACAGGCUGCUCUCCGACCUGCGCUCCUUCCUGCUCAUCCUGGACCGGGAGAGCCUCAGCGCCGCGGCCCAAGCCAAGAAGAAGUCGGUGGCCGAGCUCCUGUGCCGGCUGCAGAGCCCCCCGUCAGAGGAUGCAGAGUACAUGAUCAUGCGCUGCCUCUCGCCUUCCUCGGGGACCCCCCAGGGCCGGGACAACUCGGAAACAAGGACUCAGGAUGCAAGGGGAGGGAGAGGAUGCGAGUGCCGCCCGGGCAGCACCCAGAGCUCGCACGGUGGGAGCAAGGCACCGAGCGCCUCGCCAUCCCCACCGGCCGACGACUCCUACGAAGACGCCGAACCCCUCGGCCCCGGCGGACGCGGCGGCUCCGGCGGCGCCGACACCGACAGCAGCCACUACGAGUCGUACGGGGAGGACGAGGAGGACGGCGUGCCGGACCGUGCCCAGGACCGUGCCCACUACCUGCGGUGGCCACCGGCCCCCGGCCCCCCCCGGGCCGAGCCCCCCGGCCGCCCCGAGGCUCAGCUCUGCGGCUUCCUCUGGAGGAAACGCUGGCUGGGGCGCUGGGCCAAGCAGCUCUUCAUCGUCCGCGAGCACGCGCUGCUGGGUUUCAGGCGUGCCGCCGACCCGCAGCCGGCGCUGGAGCUGGAGCUGCGGGGCUGCCGCGUCGCCUCCAAGGGCACGGGCAGCAAGAAGCUGCCGCACGCGCUGAAGGUGACGGGGCCGGCGGGCGAGGCGCUGGUCAUCGGCUUCCCGAGCCGGCAGCAGGCGGAGGACUGGAGGAAGGUGAUCGAGGAGGUCAGCAGCAACUCCCCCAGCGGGCUGGCGGCCCACAGCCCCCCAGCGUCGCCCCCCAGCAGGCUCGGCAGGGCCGCCGCGCUCCGGCUCGGCUCGAAGGAGGAAGAGGAGCAGGAGGCGGCUGCCCGCAGCCCCGGAGAGGACCCUAAAGGAGGGUUCCUGGCGGUGCGGCUGCGCGGGCGCUGGCAGCGGCUGUGGUGCGCGGUGCGGCAGGGAGCCCUGCGCAUGUUCCCCGAGCCCGGGGGUGCUCAGCGCCCCGUCUGCGCCCUGCUGCUGGACGGCUGCGAGGUCACCCCGGGGGCCGCCGCCGCCGGCUCCCCCCAGCCCCUCCGCAUCCGCAUCGCUCAGCGGGGCCGGGAGCUCGCCCUGCUGCAGACCCGUUCGGAGGAGGAGAGGGAGGCUUGGCUGAAAACCCUGCGGGCCAGGGGAGGACGGGAGCCGGCCACUGACAGCCCCCAGGCGGAGCCCCCCAGGCUGGGAGAUGGCAGCAGCUCCCCUGCUGCGGGCGGGCUGCUGCUGCGCCGCUUCCCGACCCCCAACGCCUACAUGGACGACCCCUCCGGGCAGCCCCCGGCCCCCGAGCACGUCUACUCCAACACGGAGCGGCUGCACCGGCUGCAGAGCUUGGACCGAGCCGUGCAAGGGCAGCGCAAGAGACCCGUGUCCGCGCUGCCCGCCGGUGCCUGCAGCAGCACCGUGCCCUCGCAGGCAGCGUCGGCGGCGGCUCGCCGGGGCAGGGCUGGCAGCCCGCAGCCCCGCCGCAGGGAUUUCUCCCCGGCCCAGCGCACCCUGACGCUGCCCGAGAGGAAAGGGGCUCGGGAUGGUUUGGAUUUCCUCAUCGGGAGGAGAGCCUUCCCCAAGCUGGAGGAGAAGGUGGGGCAGCUGGAGAGGGCUUGCCGCGGGAAGAGCAGGCUGAAGGCCGGCUCCGAGAUGAACCUGCUGGCCAUCGGCAAGUCCCUGAAGGGCCACAUCGCCGCCACCGCCAGCUCGGCUGCCUCCGAGGGCUCCUUCCUCUCCCCGCUCUUGAGGCGCACGGCGUCCGCCAGGAGCGCCCUGAAGCGCUCGCCCUCCGCGGGUGUCGUGGAGAAGGGAAAGGUGCUGCAGCAGAGAAAGGAGUGGGAGAUGAAGUCUGCGAAGUGACCGGCACCGGGGCAGCCCCCGCCACGCCGACCUCGCUGCGGGGCCGGGCACCUCCCAGCACAACGUCGUGCUGCACGUGGAUCGUGCAGGACCAGCCAGUUCUUUAGCCACCAGUAUCGACGCCGCACGUACACCUACCCAUUUUUGAUAUAUUUUAUAUAGAUUUAUAUAUACGCACAAACAUAAACUCUC
Messenger RNA from Cygnus atratus (black swan), 2238 nucleotides. Its product is annotated as actin filament-associated protein 1-like. Gene Ontology annotation, biological process: regulation of interleukin-6 production; inflammatory response; regulation of mitotic cell cycle. The coding region runs from base 91 to 2046 and encodes 651 amino acids. The transcript is spliced from 17 exons. Gene Ontology annotation, cellular component: cytosol. The record is from RefSeq and is a predicted model, not a curated record. NCBI's taxonomy places the organism in Eukaryota, Metazoa, Chordata, Aves, Anseriformes, Anatidae. Gene Ontology annotation, molecular function: SH2 domain binding; SH3 domain binding.